AUGGAAGCGUCGGCAGUCCAUGAGCUGCUGGAGGAGCUUCACCCGUCGCUCCCAAGAAGCAGCAGGAUCUGCGUUGUCGGGGGAGGACCCAGCGGUGUCUCCGCAGCGUAUGCGCUGUGGAAGCUGGGAUAUGAGCAAGUCACACUUAUUGAGAAGCACCACACCGUGGGAGGAAUGUGUGAGAGCGUGGACAUCCAAGGCCGACCGUAUGACUUGGGUGGUCAGGUGAUUGCCCGGGAGAGUGCUCCCAACAUCAAGCAUCUCGCGCAAGUGGCCAGGGUUGGCAUGGAAGACAUGGCGGCUCACAAGCUCAGCCUUGUCGACUCCAAAACUGGCACGUACCAAGAUCUUGGGAUAGCCAGAGACUACAUCUCCAUGAUCCAGAUCACUCUUGACCUUCAGGCACAAGCAGCAUCAACUGGUAAAACUGGAGUUCACGCACUUAGCAGCCUUGCACCGGAGACAGCAGCCGAAUUUGCGGCCAAGCACGGCAUGGGAAGAAUACCAGAGGCUGUUGCCACUGGUUACACGGCUUCUGGAUAUGGCUUCCCACACGAGCAGGAUAUCCCCUAUGCGUAUUUGCACGAGUUCGUUCGCACCUCAAUGUUUGGGAAGGUUUGCAGGAUCAAGGGCGGCUACACCGGCUUGUGGCAAGGAGUGGCGAGGCUGCUACCUCGCGUGCGAUUGAACACCAGAGUCACGGAGAUCCGGAGACGAGGAUCCGGCCGAGGAGUCACAGUUUGCACUUCAAGCUCGGACGGGGGCGAGGAAUCAGAGGAGCUCGAGUUCGACAAGAUCGUCAUCUCGGGAGCGAUACCCUUUGCUCCACCAGGCGCGGAGCUAAUGACACUUGGAGACGAAGAAGCCAGCCUCUUCAGCAGGGUCCGGACUAUGGACUACUACACAACAGUUCUGGAGAUCUCGCGAUUCGAGAAUAAAUUCCCGGCCGGAUUUUACUAUUUCAAAGACAAUGUUGAAGAUGCAAAGGAGAUUGGUCACCCGGUGGCCAUGCAAAAAUUCUAUGCCGACACCAACAUCUAUCUCUUUUGGUCGUAUGGGAAUGCUCAAGUCAGCCAGGAGAUGAUGACCGCGCUGUUGCUCCAGGACGUGGCACGUAUUGGUGGCACUGUGGAACGCAUUGUCUUGCAGAGAAAAUGGAACUACUUCCCCCACAUUGGCUCGCAAGAUAUGAGAUCUGGAUUAUACGACCGGCUUGAAUCGCUACAAGGAUGCAACGAUACUUACUAUGUAGGAGGCCUGUUUGCUUUCGAGCUCACGGAGCGCAAUGCGGCGUACGCGAUGAACCUCAUCGCCAAGAACUUUGGAACGCCCGCAAAAGUCAAGGUGGAACUUUUUCUUCUGCGUUUCUCAGCUUUAAGCAAACUUUGCAGAACUUGA
This is a messenger RNA of Selaginella moellendorffii, 1398 nucleotides long. RefSeq lists its product as uncharacterized. The record is from RefSeq and is a predicted model, not a curated record. NCBI's taxonomy places the organism in Eukaryota, Viridiplantae, Streptophyta, Lycopodiopsida, Selaginellales, Selaginellaceae. The transcript has 4 exons. Bases 1 to 1398 code for a protein of 465 amino acids.